AUGAAGCGCCGCUUGCCGCCGAUGCUGCCAGGGCAGCAGCCGCGGGUGGUGGCGACGGGGGCGCUGGGGGUGGGCCGCAGGCGUCUGUUGGGCUCCGAGCUUCCUCCAGCCUUUGGCAACAGCGGCUUCCGCGGCAGCCUCCACGCGCGCCUUGACAAGGCGCUGGCCGUCGGCUUCGAGGCGGCAUCCAGCCUCGUGGAGAUGCGGAGCGGCACGUCGGGGACGAGCUCCGGCGCUUGUCUCCGCAGCGGCGGCGUCGGGCGCAGAGGCGGUGCGCCCCGCGCUGCGGGACCUGUCAGUGGCGGCGAGGUUGGGCUGGACACGAGGCCAGGUGCUGCGGCACCUGACAGCGGUGCCGAGGUCCGGGAGAUCCAGGAGGUGUACUCCGUGGACGACUGGGAGGCCCACGAGGGCAAGAGGCCCCACGAGGGCACGAAGGCGCUUCCCAGAGGGAAGCGGAUACCGGCGGCCGUGCUUGAGGAGCUGACCCGGGAGGCGCCCGCAGACCCCCGCAGCCAGGAGUUCACAUGCGUGCAGCCUGCCGGGAGGCGAUGUGAGAGCCACGCAGCGCGUGGAUGA
Prorocentrum cordatum is the source of this 579-nucleotide messenger RNA. The record is from the annotation of a GenBank genome assembly. Lineage: Eukaryota; Dinophyceae; Prorocentrales; Prorocentraceae.